Molecule: messenger RNA, 1685 nt
Organism: Hyalella azteca
Lineage: Eukaryota; Metazoa; Arthropoda; Malacostraca; Amphipoda; Hyalellidae
Exons: 3
Coding region: 58-1197 (379 amino acids)
Source: RefSeq, a predicted model, not a curated record
AGUGCGGCAAUUAUUUUUCAUUCUAACUUUCACUUCUUUUACCGAGCCAUCAGAAAGAUGCCCUCUACCGUAGAAAACUUUCUCUUGGAAGAUAAAGUGGCUGAAGCCACCGCGUAUGUCCAGGGAGACAAUGUAGAGUACAGAACUUUAGAAAACAUAAAAAUCGAAGACGAAGAUAUUGUAACCUAUGCAAUGCUUCUUUCGAUAAAGAAGCCCAAAAAGUCGGCUAGGACACUAGUUGGAAAAAAAACCAUGAUUGCAGAGUAUGAUCGUCUCUUCCUUUUCAGAGAGGUGAUCGAGGGAAAAUUAUUUUACGUGCUGUGUAAAUAUCAGACGAAUACCAACUGUCUCUUAUGGGCUGAAGAUGACAUCUUCAUUGGGAGUUGCGUCGCGUUCUUCGAACCAACAUUGGAAGGAGAUGUACACGGCAUACCUCUGAUCCAAUGCGAAACCAGACCUGUGCCUAUUAUCGUCGACCUUGCGAAAAUAAAAAUUUCGCCAAUACUGCCAACUCUCCAAGACUCUGAGCAUCUCACGUCUUUCUUCAUAGAAGUCAGUGAUAUCGACUUUUGUAGGAUAACACCUGAACGGGCCUGCGCUUCGCGCCAAUGUGAUAGCCAUCACAUGACUAACACGUCGGCCACGUGUCCUGGACAAUCAGGAGGGUCAACGAGGAAUAUUGCACUGUAUGCUCCCCACGUUUCAAUUCCGGAACUGCAGCACCAGGAUAACCAUGGCGAAAAGACGACAUUCUAUAGCGAAAGCUUAGCUCAGCUAUUUAUUCAUCCAAAUUCUUUGAAGAGAGCAACGCUCAACACGAAGAAGCUGCGCCUGGCUGUUUCACGAAUCUUGCUCGAAUAUAAAAAGAACAAAAUUACAUGGUUGGUUGCUGGGUGGUUCAAACGCCACUACGGCCCCGAUGGGACUCCUUCGAAAGUAAGGAAACAUCACCUAGUAAGCAUUGUACCUCGAAGAAUUCUCGACGUUCAACUAUACGAUGAGAACACUACACCUGGAAAACAGGUUAAACCUAACAUAACGGCUCCCGGAAGGUUCCUCAACCCUGGACCAUCGUAUGUUGGAGAGUUUGACCAAAGGCUGGACGUAGACGAAACCGAAGAAAGUCUGCCAGAAAUCGCAGGUGGCGAUGAUCAAGAGCGUCCAUCUAAACGUUGCCGAGGCGAUGUCAGUAAUUGAUUUCCGACACUCGUGCCUGAAAAUUAUCUACUGAAUUAUUAUCAUCUGGAGUCUUCAUGAAGAUUUGUUCCGUACACAGCGGAACAGUUAUUCUUAUUUUUCUCCUAGUACACCUAAAAAUUUGAGAUCGUCUUUAAAAAUUAACAAUUCUAAACUUCGAAUGGCUUUUAUUAGUGAACCAAUGAAAAUUAUUACUGAAUACUUAUAAGGUAUCAGAUUUUUUAAAUUCGUAGCGAGACGCGAAGAGUCUUUUGCGUAAUGUUGGUGUUACAUUGGGCAACCAAAGUCAGUAUGCUAAAGUACUCGCCAUUAAAGUGCCCUACAAAUGAGCAAUGAUUGGUAGGAUUUCCAGAGGCCAGUAGCUCGAAUUUGUCAUAGCUUUUGCGGCUUAGCGUAUGUGACUGUCUGUAUUCUAUAAGAAUUCUGCUGUUAAGUUCUCUCUCGAUCAUAUAUACAAAUAAGCAAAAGUCCACGGAAAAUUUUGUAAU